GAGACUCAGCCCUGGCGAAAAGGACCCAUCCUUCCAAUGCAGUAGGUAAUUUGCAAGGAUCCGCCACUCGCAUUCCGUAUGCAAAUGAGGAGGGCCUCUGGGCGGGGCGGAGCGCGGCCGGGAUUCAGCACCGAGGGUCGGAAGAGCACGCCGAGCCCGGGGAGCAUCGCUUCUUCUCCGGCCGGCGCCCCAGAGGAGGGACGCCGCGCUCCGGGAGACUGUAGAUGAGGCUUGAAGCGCUCACGCCCCGCGGCGAAGCUGUCGAAAUCCCAGACUGCGAAGAGCCGUCAGUUCAGCCUCUUCGCGCCCGAGGUUUCAGGGGCCGGUCAUUUCUCCAUCCCUGGAGAGAGAUCCCUUCCCCGAGGAAGUGAAAAUAAUGAACUUUUGGAGGUAUUGCUGUUUUGCUUUCAUCCUGCUCUGUGUGGUUAUUUUGGUGAUCCUUUAUAGUAGCCAGUUAAACGUGCCAAAGAGUUUCGGGAAGGUGAACGGUUCCAGUCCACGGUAUUCUCCAGCGCAAGCCUGUGAUGACGCCUUAGGAGCUAAGUCAGCCUUUCUGUGGGGGAAGACCUUACCAUCCCCUUUGGGAAGCGUCCCUUGUAAGGACUACCUGAUCCAGAAUCACUACAUCACAAGCCCCCUGUCGGAAGAAGAAGUCGCUUUCCCUUUGGCUUAUGUCAUGGUCAUCCAUAAGGACUUUGACACUUUUGAAAGGCUCUUCAGGGCUAUCUAUAUGCCCCAGAACGUCUACUGUGUUCAUGUGGAUGAGAAAGCCCCGGCUGAGUUUAAGGAAUCUGUAUGGCGGUUACUGAGUUGCUUCCAAAACGCUUUUGUUGCGUCAAAGAGAGAACCUGUGGUCUACGCAGGCAUUUCCAGGCUCCAGGCUGACCUGAAUUGCCUAAAAGACCUUGCGGCCUCCAAGGUCCCAUGGAGGUACGCCAUCAACACGUGUGGGCAAGAUUUCCCCCUGAAAACCAACAAGGAGAUAGUCCGGUAUCUGAAAGGAUUUAAAGGGAAAAACAUAACCCCGGGGGUACUGCCUCCGGAUCACGCAAUUAAACGGACUAAGUAUGUCCACCAGGAGCACAUAGGCAAGGAUGGCUCUUUUGUGAAAAAUACUAAUAUUUUGAAAACCUCGCCUCCACAUCAGCUGACCAUCUACUUUGGCACCGCCUAUGUGGCCCUUACGAGAGAGUUUGUCAACUUUGUCUUCCAUGACAAAAGGGCCAUUGAUCUACUACACUGGUCAAAAGAUACUUACAGCCCCGACGAACAUUUCUGGGUGACACUUAACAGGAUUCCAGGUGUCCCGGGCUCCAUGCCAAAUGCAUCGUGGACCGGUAAUCUCAGGGCUAUAAAGUGGAUCGACAUGGAAGAUAAACACGGCGGCUGCCAUGGCCGCUACGUACACGGCAUUUGUAUCUAUGGAAACGGGGACUUGAAGUGGUUGAUCAAUUCGCCCAGCCUCUUUGCUAACAAGUUUGAGCUGACUACGUACCCCCUCACUGUGGAAUGCCUGGAACUGAGGCUUCGAGAAAGAACCCUGAAUCAGAGCGAAACCGUGAUCCAACCCAGCUGGUACUUCUGAGCCACCGUAACCCGUGAUCGGAGGGCAGUCGCGGCCUUUUCUUCGUGAGAGAACCCGGCCCCGCUUACGGUAACGGUUGUAGCCUCGAGGUCACGGCUGCAGGACCUGGCCGGGUUAUUAUGUGUUACAACACCCGCCGGGCACUGGGAACUGUGCAGUCAGGAGCACUGGGACGAUGCUGGCACGUUCGGCAUCCUGGCCUUCUCUUGACGGUCGUUCCACGUCGGGCUCGUGAUCGGAUCCGUGGCCAGUGGAACUGGCGUCAGACCUUUGCACCAGAUACUCAUCAGAGCGAGAUGCUCUCACAGAAAGGAGAGCUAUAGAUAAUACUGUUUAGGAAAAUAGGAACUGUGUCUCUCCGGAGAAGGAAUCUCCUAUGCCAGACCCGUAGCCACGCGUUCAUGGAUACCCCUCCUCUUUGCUCAGCGGCCCCCCCCCCGGGCAUAGAAACAGCUUCCUGGACACCUCAGCAAUCUCCUUUAAAACCUGAGCUGCUAGAAUGGAGAACUAGAUCGUGUUUCCUGAGUUUCAACAUGAGCACGGUGAGCUUACCGUGUCUGAAGGUCUGUACAGAAUGUAAGUCGUUGACAAGAGGCGGGAUAUGCUAUCAGACAGCAGUCACUGGCGGCUGCUUCGGCAAAGGGACCCCAGGGAAACGGGACCUUUCUUGUGGGUCAGAAUGUACUCUCGUCCCUCUUCCAUUGUUUUCCAUGGCGAAUGCUAAAAAGUUCCCACAGAAUGAAGAUAUUUCUAGAACUGAGGUGCUGUUGCAUGGCUCUCGUCCCAAGUCUCUAACCCUCAGGAAUGAAUCACUUGCCUCUUGGAUCACCACCCUCCACCCCCCACCAAAGUGAUCUUACCUGCAAAAUGGAAUCCAGACUCUAUGCCGAGACACUUUAAGGACUCCAGAGUAUUUUCUGAGUAGCUUUACAAUGCUUGGUGCUGAUAAGAGUGCCUAGAUUUUUAAGAGCUCUCAGCUGUGAGUGAGCUUCUCUGUCGCUUAUCCCUUGUCCCGUUCUCUUACCCAAUUCGUUCCCUCAGCACACAGUAAAUAUUUCUUGAGCGUCUGUUAUACACCAGAUAUGUGCUUGAGACAAGGAGAAAAGUAAGAAACUCCUUGCGUCUGAAAUUCUUGAUAAUAGCAUCCAUGUGGGGAAGGCUGCUCUAGAGAAUCUCACAGCCUGCUUGUAUUUUUUUUUUAAUUUUUUUUUUAACGUUUUAUUUAUUUUUGAGACAGAGAGAGACAGAGCAUGAACGGGGGAGGGGCAGAGAGAGAGGGAGACACAGAAUCGGAAGCAGGCUCCAGGCUCCGAGCCAUCAGCCCAGAGCCCGACGCGGGGCUCGAACCCACGGACCGCGAGAUCGUGACCUGAGCUGAAGUCGGCCGCUUAACCGACUGAGCCACCCAGGCGCCCCCAGACUGCUUGUAUUUUAACGCAUUCACAUCCAGGGUCGUAGUUUGGGCUGUCCCGCCAGGGAUCUGAGUAGUCAGAAAUGAGGGUCUAAAUCAGAGACCAUUCCAAAGAAAGAAGGGAAGGAAUAGACCGAAGCUGAGGCCUGUUAGCGGGCUCACUGCGUUAAAACCUUACAAACACUCUUGGGAGGCUCACACGAUGACCCCCAUUUUGCAGAUAAAUUAAGCCAGGCUUAGAGAGGUUGUUGAUAAGCAUUAGGAAACAAGUUCUCUGAGGAUUGGGAUGUUCUUACUGGUCUGCUUAGUUCAGUUUCCCGAGAAGGUGAAAUAAAGCCAUAGUUAGUACACCAGAGAGGGUAGGUUUUGAGAGCAGUGUCAGUGUUAAUAUGAGAAAACGUCCUGUCACGUCAGAAAAAUGUGAAGUCUACUUUUGUAUUCCUACAUCCAUUGAGUUCCUUAAUAUUUAUUUAUUCUCACCAAAAAAAAAGUUAACUACAGCUAACGAUACCCUUAACACGGUUUUGCCCUUUUUCCUCUCACUGUGUCUGUUGAAUGUUCGUUGUAUUUAAGGGAAUGCCUUUGAAGUAAAGCCUUAUUAUUUUUGUCCAGCUACCGAAAAAGACAGAACUGUGCAAAGUGGUAAAGGGUUGAAGCAUAAGGAACCCAUCUGGAGCUAAUGAGUCUAAAAAUCGUCUUUUCUUUCAACUUCUUUAAAUGACCCCCACCUGAGAAGAAGACACGUUUUACACUGGAUCGUUCUCCUCUAGAACGAGAAGCCUUUGGGAAUAGAAGAUGUUUACAUGUCUGUUGUUGGUCCAUCUCUGUGUCUUAAAAACCUUAAUAUUGGAAGAUUGUAGUGUUUGGGCAAGUGGGUUUCCACUAGCCUCCAGGGAUGGCUGAAACUUCUAAACCCCUCUUUGUUUUUCAUGAUGUUCCAUGUUGUUGUCUUGGAAAUAAAUUAAUAUAUUGUUUUCCA
Felis catus (domestic cat) is the source of this 3975-nucleotide messenger RNA. RefSeq names its product glucosaminyl (N-acetyl) transferase 2 (gene GCNT2). Gene Ontology annotation, cellular component: membrane. Bases 377 to 1585 code for a protein of 402 amino acids. The record is from RefSeq and is a predicted model, not a curated record. Gene Ontology annotation, molecular function: acetylglucosaminyltransferase activity. Lineage: Eukaryota; Metazoa; Chordata; Mammalia; Carnivora; Felidae. Gene Ontology annotation, biological process: transforming growth factor beta receptor signaling pathway. The transcript is spliced from 3 exons.